Messenger RNA from Danio rerio (zebrafish), 2632 nucleotides. The record is from RefSeq and is a predicted model, not a curated record. NCBI's taxonomy places the organism in Eukaryota, Metazoa, Chordata, Actinopteri, Cypriniformes, Danionidae.
CCGAGCCAUGCCUCGAGAAUCAGGACUCUUACGCACUUGCCUGCGAUUGUUUGUUUGUUUUGUGGGCAGAGCCUUAAGAAGAACAGCCUGCCUUAAGAAAGAUUUCGUGAUUAAUUGCAAAUCCGUCUUAUUUGAUAUUAGUGGUUACUGUGAGUACAGAAAGAGCAUUGAGCCACUUUCCCAACUAGUUGCUGUGCUGCUUGGGUUGCAGUUAGUGUCAUUGAGUAUCAGUCACUGACAGACCCCUGACUCCUACUCAUGAGUUAUUUAUUCUUCCUGUCCUAGACGUCUGGAGUCAUUUUAGGCUGGAUAUGCACUUAAAUGAACAACAGUGCAGUUUAUAAGAUGAGUGCAACGGCAGAUGAGCCCGGAGGUGAAAGACCUCAAAAAACUGUGGGAAAAGACCACAAAAAGCUUUCAUCUGAAGCCCUAAGAGGAGCCAUUCAGCUCGGCAUCGGCUACACCGUCGGCAAUCUGACCUCCAAACCAGACAGAGAUGUGCUCAUGCAGGACUUCUACGUGGUUGAGAGUGUUUUUCUACCAAGUGAAGGAAGUAAUCUCACCCCGGCUCACCAUUAUCCUGACUUUCGCUUCAAAAAUUAUGCGCCUUUGGCUUUUCGAUAUUUUAGGGAGCUCUUUGGGAUUAAACCAGACGAUUAUCUGUACUCCAUUUGUAAAGAGCCUCUGAUCGAGCUGUCGAACCCUGGAGCGAGCAGCUCAUGGUUUUAUUUAACCAGUGACGAUGAGUUCAUCAUAAAGACGGUGCAGCACAAAGAAGCUGAAUUUCUGCAGAAGCUGCUUCCAGGAUACUACAUGAAUCUGAAUCAGAACCCCAGGACGCUCUUACCGAAGUUUUACGGGCUUUACUGCAUUCAGUGUGGUGGAAUGACCAUCCGACUGGUGGUGAUGAACAAUGUUCUGCCUCGAUCUUUAAAAAUGGACUACAAAUAUGACCUGAAGGGCUCCACUUACAAACGCAGGGCCUCACGCAAGGAGCGCGCCAAAAGCUCCCCGACCUUCAAAGAUCUGGACUUCCAGGAGAUGCACGAAGGGCUUUAUUUUGACGCAGACACGUACAAUGCCUUAAUGAAGACGCUUCAAAGAGACUGCAGGGUUCUGGAGAGCUUUAAAAUCAUGGACUACAGUCUGCUGCUGGGCAUCCAUGUUCUGGACAGGAGGAUACGCAGAGGAGGCAGAGGGGACAGCAGGCGUCAGGGGACACAGAAGGUGCUCUACUCCACCGCCAGAGAGUCCAUUCAAGGAGACGGUAAAGCUCCUGAACCGGUCGCUGACGCAGAUGACGAAACAUUGGGUGGCAUCCCUGCUAAACACAAAGAUGAGAAGUUGCUGAUCUUUUUGGGGAUCAUUGAUAUCCUGCAGUCCUACAGAUUUAUAAAGAAAGUUGAGCACUCAUGGAAGGCUCUUGUGCAUGAUGGUGAUACAGUAUCCGUCCAUAGACCCAAUUUCUACGCUGACAGAUUCCUGAAGUUCAUGGGCAGCACAGUAUUUAAAAAGAUUCACCCUCUCCGCGGUGCGUCCUCGAGACGGAAGAAAAGCUCCAUUCACGUGUGUAGAUCGGCCUCACAGGAAGUUCUGUCGACAGUAAAAGAGGAGAGUCAAGAUGAAAGAAGAGCACAAAGUCUUGAAAACCUCGAUGAUUCAGAAGAAACACACUCCUGUCAGAAACCUGAUGUUAUUCCUAGCUCGGCCGGACUCAAUCCAGCUGUUUCUGCGGCCACUUUAUCUUCUGCUUCAUCUUUAGACGAUGUGAAGGCUGAAGCGCAGACAGAUUCAGAGAGCAGAGAUGAUUGCAGAGCAUCCAGCUCAACUCUUGCUUUGGAGGACAGUGCUCUUGCUUCUUUAAACUCAGCGCCAAGCACACCCGAGUCUGGUCUGGAUGUCUACCUGUGAUGCGUGCGGCUUUGAGAAGUGGACCAGCUCAUCCGUCAUCUAAAAGACUGAGAAACAGUACUGUCCGUCACUCCAUGACUUUGCACUUUGGAUACUGUUUGUCAAGCUGCUAAAACACACUGACUGAGAAAAGCCUUGCAUCUGAAACAAUGGUAGAGAGAUUGCCACACUAUAGUGCCUUACACUGUCUCUGCACUUUGUACCCAAUUGCAAGCACAAGUUUGUUGUAUAAUAAUAGUUACACUCCCAUUUCGACCAGUGUCUUAUGCACCGGUUGGUACAUAAGGCGUGAACCCAGAUUACGUGUCAGAUUUGUAUCAUUUAUUAUAUGAUAAUUGUGAUUUAAUUAUAUUUUGAGCACUCCUGACUUGUGUUGUGUUGAGUAAUGAUUGCAUUCACUUAUUUGAUCAUUACAGUACAAUGACUAGUACUGAAUAUUAAUAACAUAGGCAACAUGAAGUAAAUAUUGUGUUUUUUGGUCAUGUGAUUUUUGACGCACAAUCAGCACAAUGUAAUGACAUGGGAUGGGGGGAGUUAAUGGUCUGUGUUACUUAGUGUAAAGAUUUACAUGGCUUAAAAAAAACAUGAAUCUUUAAAAAUGUUUUAUAAAAAUGUAUUUAAAUAUAUAUUUUGAUUAGAGUAAUAUAUGAAAUGUUUGUGCUUUUAUGUAGAAUGUGUUUAGUUGCUGUUAUGCUAUUAAAUGCCGGAUCUUUCCACUGUU